Molecule: messenger RNA, 579 nt
Organism: Rotaria sordida
Lineage: Eukaryota; Metazoa; Rotifera; Eurotatoria; Philodinida; Philodinidae
Source: the annotation of a GenBank genome assembly
AUGAUUUUAAAAAUAAUUAAAAAACUUCCUUGGCAUUUAGAACGUAUAAAAGAUAUAUGUUGGUCAUCAACUUUUCAUCGAUUUAUUUUAACAACAGAAAAUUAUGGUAUUUGUUUUGUUUAUGAAAAUACAAUUUCAUUAGAUAAUGCAAAUUGUUUUAAACAAGAAAAAUUUCAUUCUUGUACAUGUUCUAAUACAUCUUUAUUUUUAACUGUUGAUGAUUAUGGUUCAUCAAUAAUGGAAUAUCAUUUAUUACCAUCAAUAGAAUUAAUUAAACAAUGGAAAUCUCCUUAUACAUGUACAAAAGAUGAAUAUAUUGAUAGUAUACGUUAUAAUAAUGAAAAAUUUAGUUUAAUUAUUCAAAAAUUUCCUGAAAAAAUAUUAAAAAUUGAAUUAAGAUCUAUUAAAACACUUGAUCGAUUAUGGUCUAUUCAACUUGAUAUGGAUUUAAAACCUUAUCAAUAUGGAAAAAUAAAAGAAACAUAUCAUUAUAAUCCAAGACCAUAUAAUGCUACUUUAUUCAGAGAUAAUAUAUUAGCCAUAUUAACUGAGAGUGGUAUAAAUUUUCAUAAACUUUAA